AUGGCUGAAUUACACAUCUCGUCUACCCUCCCGCUCAAAUCGGGCCAUAACAUCCCGAUCCUGGGAUUCGGCACCUGCGCCAGCGCAACCUGUACCCAGUCUGCCCUGGUGGCCCUCAACAACUCGUACCGGCACCUCGACACGGCCCAGAUCUACAAGAACGAGGCCGAGACGGGCGCCGCCAUCGCACAGAGCCAGAUCGAUCCUUCCGAGCUGUUCGUGUGCUCCAAGCUCUGGGAGGACAUGUACUCCCGUGAAGGCGCACUCGCGGGCGUCGAGGCCUCGCUGAAGAAACUCGGCCUCAAGUCCAUCGACCUGUAUCUGCUGCAUACCCCUCGACCAGGACCCCUGGCGAGGAAGGAAGCAUGGCUGGGGCUCCAGGACGCGGUAGAGAAAGGCCUAGUCAAGAGCAUCGGUGUCUCCAACUGGGCGCCGAAGCACAUCGAACAGCUCAUGACCGAGCAAGGCGUCUAUAUCGAACCGGUCUGCAAUCAGAUCGAACUGCACCCCUGGAACCAACAGCGGCAGCUUGUGUCGUACUGCAAGGCCAAGGGCAUCGUGGUGGUGGCGUAUUCGCCUCUCACACGGGGACGCCGGCUGAACGACGCGACCAUCGUCUCACUCGCCGAGAAGUACGGCAGGUCCCCUGCGCAGAUCGUCCUGCGGUGGGGACUGCAGAAAGGCUUGGUCGUCAUCCCCAAGAGCGAUCGGGAACAUCGAAUCAUCGAGAACAAAGGGAUUUUCGGCUGGGAGAUUUCCAAAGAGGAUGUCGAAGUAAUUGACGGGCUCGAUGAGGGACAGAAGGCGAAUCUAGGAGAGUGGGAUCCAUAUGCCUGGGAUUGA
This is a messenger RNA of Fonsecaea nubica, 843 nucleotides long. RefSeq lists its product as hypothetical. Gene Ontology annotation, molecular function: oxidoreductase activity. NCBI's taxonomy places the organism in Eukaryota, Fungi, Ascomycota, Eurotiomycetes, Chaetothyriales, Herpotrichiellaceae. The transcript has a single exon. Bases 1 to 843 code for a protein of 280 amino acids. The record is from RefSeq and is a predicted model, not a curated record.